Messenger RNA from Ceratitis capitata (Mediterranean fruit fly), 1384 nucleotides. RefSeq lists its product as uncharacterized. NCBI's taxonomy places the organism in Eukaryota, Metazoa, Arthropoda, Insecta, Diptera, Tephritidae. The transcript is spliced from 5 exons. The record is from RefSeq and is a predicted model, not a curated record. Gene Ontology annotation, biological process: synapse organization. Bases 1 to 720 code for a protein of 239 amino acids. Gene Ontology annotation, cellular component: neuron projection membrane.
AUGGCAGUGGAGAGGAAACCUCGCAAACGUACUUCUACAGCUGAAAAGGGAAGCAAGACGCAUUUACCAGAAAACAAGAAAGAGGUCGACACGCGUGAGUAUGGAGAGGCUGAGAAGCUGGCCGACAAGGGUAUCCUCGAAAAAUCAAUGAGAGGAUACGAAGACUUACAGAAGGUUUCAAAGGAAACUCCUGUACGGCGCGAAGAGGUGAUCUCGCCACAAUUGCCCAGAGCAUAUUUAGUUUAUGCGGCACGAGCGAAAAUUCUCGGUUCGACGGAAAUCCAUGUGAAACGGGACAGUACAAUCGCAAUAGCUUGUUCGGUGAACACUCAUGCUUUAUCCGUUACUUGGUAUCACGGUGUUUCGGUUGUUGACUUUGAUUCUCAGCGUGGCGGAAUCAGUCUUGAGACAGAAAAAACGGAUGUGGGCACCACUAGUCGUUUAAUGCUGACGCGUGCUUCGUUACGUGACUCCGGCAAUUAUACUUGCAUACCAAUGGGCGCAAUACCAGCAUCUGUAAGGGUGCAUGUACUGACUGGUGAACAGCCAGCGGCUAUGCAAACCAGCGCAAGCUGCGUUCUUACGCCAACUGCUGUAUAUUUAACAACUGCAGGAUUAAGCAUCUUAAUCCUUUUAUAUUGGCAUCAAUACUCAACCAUAUCACAAACGACUUCCAUACACGCUAACCGAGACAUGCAUCAUCGAAGAACUUACUCUUAAAAUAUGUGAAGAUGUCUAGUGUUGAUGUAUCUACUUAUGCAGAGAUGAACCGGUUUUCUUAGUAUAGAACAGAGCAACACAUUAUUUGAAGAAAACAAUAAUAAUAAAAGAAAUACUUUAAAUAACAAUAACCAUAAUAAUAAUAAAACAAUAAUUAUAGACAUGAUAAUACAGUUAAAUAAAAAUAAUAUAAAUGCUAUUUUAAAAAACUAACUAUACUACUAAACUCGGGAAUAAGUAAUAUUAAAAAAGGGAUAGGACAACAUGUGAUGGAUGAUUUCGGGAAAUAUAAUGAGAUGAACUUAUAUCUAUUAAAAAUUAGCAUAAUGUAAUUAAUGUUAAAAAUGUGAAUACGGCUAAUAAUGACGAACUAAACACUAUACCGGCAAAAAUUUUGCCCUUUUCGAUUGGCGAAUGUUCAGAUAAUUCCAUUUUUUAUCAUCAAAUGUUAAAUAUGAUACAUAACAAAAACCAAAAAUUUCAAAAUUAGAUUAGUGUUGAAUGAAAUUUUUAUUAAAAGGUGUAAAUAUAAUAAGUUUUUCUUUUGACGCUUUCAGUUUAAAAAAAAUCAUAGUCAAAUAUACAUUGGUUUUAUGUACCAUGCACAAAACAUGAUGUUGAUAAAAAUAUGCUUCCCCUCCGCAUUAAAAAUUUAAAGACUUUA